Molecule: messenger RNA, 466 nt
Organism: Apaloderma vittatum (bar-tailed trogon)
Lineage: Eukaryota; Metazoa; Chordata; Aves; Trogoniformes; Trogonidae
Product: chromosome unknown open reading frame, human C7orf57
Exons: 4
Source: RefSeq, a predicted model, not a curated record
AUGCCAGAGCAGCUGGUAAACUUGAAGAGCCCAGUUCCUCCAACAUUUCAGAUUCUGGAUUUCGGUGACCGCGCAAAACCUCUGCAUGAAGUGCUGCCUGGGUGCUGCAGGAAGUGGAUCAAAGAGACCGAUUCAGUUUACGUCAGGCUGGCAAAGCAAGGAGGACUGACAGAAGCAGAACACUCCUGUCACAAGGAGGUCCUCUUCAGCAGCAUAUGCUGCAUCAGACUGAUAUUCGCAGAUAUGAAACGUGUUUGGCACUGGGAUGGUGAGGACAAAGAAAAUGAAGAGAAAAAGAAGAUGAAGCUUAUUUCAAUCAGAGAACUAAGGCCUACUGAGAGAAGAAGUGAAGCAGUAAACUUUAGCAGAUUAAUUAGCAAUGGCUAUGGGACACCCUGGUUUCAGCAGUGUGUUGGACGGGAAAGAAAGAUUCAAGAAACAUGGGAAAAUAGUGAACAGUCCAAAG